AAGUCGCCAAACUGGAACAGCCCAAAGAGAAAGUGAUUCCGGAUUCACCUCCAACCUGAGCCCUUCAACACUGUGUGUGAGUGAGAGAGUGAGUGUGAGAGUGAGUGUGAGUGAGUGUGUCUUUACAACUGAUAUGGAAUAGCACUUUUCGAAGCUUAACCCAACACAGAUCAAUGAGAUACACAUUUGGGCACAGAAACCGAUUCACAUUAAGAGUUUCCCCUCCCACCGCGGAUUCAGUUGCAGUGAGCAGUGAAUAAGACAACCACAACAACCACCACAGCCACCACAACAACGACAACAGCAAGAAGAAUCCAUGCCCUACUAAAAAGCCGGAGUGAACUGUUUUUAUUCCAAGGAGAGAUGAAUUUGGACCGAGCGACAGAGAGUUCGAGAGCUCCGGCUCCCUGUGACAUGGCCUCUCCCAGGUUUGUGUUACCCCGAGCGGCUGAAGGUGGCAGAGAGCGACUGGAGAACACAGCGAGUGAGUCCUCGGACACCGAGACUACAGAUAGAGACAAAUCAAUGCCGAACAAAUCAGAGGAAUGCAACGUGGAGGAUCCAUCCAAGAAGAAGAGACAACGGCGACAGAGGACACACUUCACCAGUCAGCAACUGCAAGAGCUGGAAGCCACUUUCCAAAGGAAUCGCUACCCCGACAUGUCUAUGAGAGAGGAGAUAGCUGUGUGGACAAACCUUACUGAGGCCAGAGUCAGGGUUUGGUUUAAGAACCGCAGAGCAAAAUGGAGGAAGAGGGAACGGAACCAGCAAGUGGACCUGUGUAAAAACGGAUUUAUACCACAGUUUAACGGGCUGAUGCAGCCUUACGAUGACAUGUACACCAGCUAUGGCUACAACAACUGGGCGACAAAGAACCUGGGCGCCAGCCCUCUGUCCACCAAGAGUUUCCCAUUCCUCAGCUCCAUGAACCCUCUGACUUCUCAAGCCAUGUUCUCUGCUCCGAGCAGCAUCUCCUCCAUGACGAUGCAGUCCAGUAUGGUGCACUCGGGAAUGCCAGGAAUGCCGGGCUCCAGCCUGGGCAGCAUUAACAAUCUCACCAGUUCCUCCCUCAAUUCAGCCAUGUCCUCGGCCGCCUGUCCUUACGCACCGCCGACCCCUCCAUAUGUUUACCGGGACACUUGCAACCCUGGACUGCCCGGAUUCAGACUUAAACCCAAACCCCACACCGGAUUCGGAUACAGCAGUUUGCAGAACUCAGGGACGAGUCUGAACGCUUGUCAAUACGCAGUGGACAGACCUGUGUGACAGGACAGUAAAACUGGACAACUGGC
Callorhinchus milii (elephant shark) is the source of this 1292-nucleotide messenger RNA. RefSeq names its product paired-like homeodomain 1 (gene pitx1). The record is from RefSeq and is a predicted model, not a curated record. Gene Ontology annotation, cellular component: nucleus. Bases 364 to 1266 code for a protein of 300 amino acids. Gene Ontology annotation, molecular function: DNA-binding transcription factor activity, RNA polymerase II-specific; RNA polymerase II cis-regulatory region sequence-specific DNA binding. The transcript has 5 exons. NCBI's taxonomy places the organism in Eukaryota, Metazoa, Chordata, Chondrichthyes, Chimaeriformes, Callorhinchidae. Gene Ontology annotation, biological process: regulation of transcription by RNA polymerase II; anatomical structure morphogenesis.